Molecule: messenger RNA, 1987 nt
Organism: Ectocarpus sp. CCAP 1310/34
Lineage: Eukaryota; Phaeophyceae; Ectocarpales; Ectocarpaceae
Source: the annotation of a GenBank genome assembly
AUGGUGCGAUUCAGGUUUCAAGCACAGGAAGAGGUGGGAGAGCGGUGUCCCGUUCUCGAGUCUACCUUCGUCUGAUUCUUCGCGCCAGUUGGUGGCAACUGGAGUGUUUCGAUAAUGCAGAUGCCGGCUGAAAAGUUGAUACAGAGAAGGUGUGACGGUUCUGAACCGGGGGUUAAUCUUGGUUGUCGCUUGAAAAUGGAGUUGUGUCCGAGAGGGCUUCCUCCCUGUCGUACCCCGGAUUAUUGUUGCGGGAACACCCCCUCCGACCCCUUCAAACACGCUACUAAUAUAGCUCGGUGUGUUCCUUUUUCCGGCGUGUUUAUCGAGUCGAUUCUUGUUUGGUGUCUCCUCGAUUCCCUUGUGCCUGUGGGCAUCUGCGUAGAAGCAAGAACUUCGAUGACUUAGUAAGUCAAGCCUUGUUGCGUUGUCGCUGCCGGCAGGAUGUGAGCCGGGCAUAAGCAACGACGCUAGCUGUAUACUUCGAAGUACUUUGAAUACGGAGGGACCACGCCUGUUGCUUGGACGCACGCCAUUCCCGUGUUUUUUGUCUGGGGGCUUCCCCGCAUGCAUGUUGUUUGCCAUUUGUUCUGGGUCGUUUGGUCGCACAUCAAUCAACAGUUGGGCGGACAUUUAUCUGUUUGACCUACCGACGCGGGCUUUGUUUUUCGAGAGGGGCGCCGUGUGUCCUCUUGUGGUACCUGUAUUCUGUUGUUUCUGACGCUGGAUCUGUCGCAAGACACGUGUAUAGCAUGCAUCACUCUGUGGGGCGAGGGAAAGGUGUCGGAUACAAGGUACAAUACGUCGACGCGCUGGGGUGUGUGUACCUGGAGCACUUGGGAUGGUUUUUGUGCGGCAUUGUUUUGCGGCGGCUGUCGAAUUGUGGAGUGAAGUAGUUUUGUAAAUACCAUAUGCAUACUAUGUUGGGCAAGUACGGAAUCUACCGUAAUACUCUUGAGUCAGUUGAUCUUGAAUACAGUCCAUGUGGUGGGUCGUUGUUCGAGUGCUUUCGCAAAGAGACUAGUUUCUGGUUUUCUCUGCAACAUACCAGUUUGUGCAAUCUGUUGUGAGAGAACACGCUGUAGCGAAAGGACUACUGGUGUAACUCCGGAGUACAGCAACUGCCAUGCCUGACCCCCGACUGACUUACCUACCGUUGUUCAUUCAACAGCGACCUGAGCAGAGAUUUAGGGGCAACAGAAACCCCUCGGAUGUAUGGUACUUCAUUAGAAUAUUAUUGUUUCGUUCAUUCUUUACAUACCGUGAGUGACUCAAUCAAGCAAUCGUCACCAAUGCUCUUUAGCCCAGGCUACACACAGCGAUCGCGAGAACACGCGUCCCAUGCACACCCCAAUCGAACCCAUGUACAUGUGUGCGUCGAAAAAAUUGUUUUCCUCGAAUCAAAUGUAGCGGAACGGAACGUGCACCGGGACGCCAAACAGGUGCUUACCUGCGAUCGAUCCUACUGAGCGUAGGCGCUGAAGAGCCUGAAUCACACCUCAAGGGGGUCGGUUAAUAGAAGAGAUCGCUCAAAGAACCCAUGCCCGAACAGCCUAGUCCGGGCGGGCACCGAAAUGAUACUCCAAGUCUGCAAUUCGUUGGCACCGCCACCCCUCACACCCUUCCCUUCCCUAAGAAGAACUGCCUGCGGACAUGCAGCACCAACAUCAAACCGUUGACUGCCAAUACAAUAAACACAUACACGGCAGCAGGCGUCUGUAACAGUAGAGAUUGGGUUACCAACGCAGCAGAUCAGACAGAGCAGCAAGGCACACCAAGUAACAGGAAGGAGCAAGAAGCUCCAACAACGACAUCGGGUGCCACGGGCAAGCUCGAUGGGCCUUGCCCUACCAUAUAUCGCCGAAGGGCAUACACCAAAGCAGGUCACAGACGAUCAGCCGUUUUUUUGUUAUCUUCACUUCAAAUCAGAGCUCACAGGACAAGUGCCGUUUCCUACCCGUGGUCACACAGAAGACUCUACCCUCCCCUC